GCAUAUGAAGAAGUUGUUUUCAUGGGAAUAAAAUGGCGCAUUGGUUUCAUCGAAAUCCUAUAAAAGCUUCUGCACCAGUGUCUUUUGAAGCCAUUAGACACAUUGCAACAAACGCUUCCUCAUCAAAGAUUUUAUCAGAUCUGAAACAAAGUCGCUCUCAAUUACUGAGCCUGUUGACUGACCCAGCUAAUGACGUCACUGCUGUCAAACAAGCCUAUGAGCAAUAUUUCUCUUUUCUUGUUGGUCUCGUCCAUGAACCUAGUGGUUCUGGUGAAAGUAAAUUACGCAAGUUAAUCAUGUUCAAGUGGACUAAUUCUAUAUGUGGAAAUACUCCAACAUGUUCAGCAGAUGGUGUCUUUGAAAUGAUAUCAAUGUGUAUUAAUGUUGCUUUAUGGUAUACAAAACAUGCUGCUAAGAUGGCUGCCAAGGAAGACAUUACUAUGGAAGAGGCAAAGGAGGUGCAUACGUGCCUAAGAACAGCCGGAGGGAUGUUUCAAUAUGUUAAGGACGGCCUGUUAUCACAACUUGGUGAUAUUUCAGCAGAAAAAGGUGCAGACACUGAUGGACGUGUCCUGGAAGCUUACAAAAUGCAAUGUGUGGCAGAAGCCCAAGAAGUGACCGUGGCACGUGCAGUAGAGUUAAAGCACAAGGCAUCACUAGUUGCAUCAUUAGCAAAUGAAACAUCAGGACUGUUUACAUCAGCAGGAGAUGCACUAAAGUCAGUGGAUGACUUAAAAGCAGGAAAAUGGAGGAAAUAUUUAGAACUUAAAGCUGCAUUUUAUCUGUCUUAUGCACGGUGUUUUCAAGGAGAGCUGCUUCUUGAUGAAGAAGAAUGUGGGAAAGCAAUAAGUGCUCUACAGGACAGUGACAAAAUGUAUAAAAAGGCAGAGGCAUUGUGUAAAGAGUAUGCUUCAACCAGAGGACCAGGGACUACAGCACGCCCUCAAGAACAUCCCUUUUUUAAGAGGAUUGGUCCUCUGAUGAAAACAAGACUGGAUAAAGCCACAAGAGAGAAUGGCUUUAUUUAUUUUCAUAAGGUACCAACUGAACCACCAGAUCUUGAACUCAAAGCAACUUAUGGAUUGGCUAGUCCCCAGGAAUUCUCUCCUCCAGCUCCUGCUCCCACAUGGGUGGAUGCUUAUGCUGCAUUUGAUGCUUCCAAAGCACAACCUCCAAAGACUACUGGUGGUGAAGAUGUUAAGCCUGUGAAUGAAGCAGAAGACAAAGGCCCUGUCAAGCCAGCCAAAAACAGCUCUGGUUGUACCAUCUCUUGAAAUUAUGUAGCAAUGAUAUUGGCAAAGCCAAUCCAGCAGUCUAUCAUUUAGUCUCUUUCAACAGCUGCGACUUCCGGUCUCGUCAAAUUUCCUCCCCAAAAAUUUGAAGAGACCGUAAGUCGUGGCUUUUGAAAGAGACUAACUAUCAUUGAAUUUGAAUUUGUAAAAUAAUUGUAAAAGUAUACAGCAAAAUAAUCAAUUUACGCAGGAUAUUUUACAGCAGUCAUAUUAACAUUCAUAUUUCCCAAUAAAUUCUUAAUAAUAAUUAUUGACACAACGGUUCUUAUCAUGUUGAAUGGCACUAAGUGCAAAAUAUAAUUGUGAUAUCUUCCACACGCUAACUUAGUUGGUGCAAAAAAAAACAACAACAAAAAACAAACAAAUAAACAAACUUUGUCUGAAAAGUAGCUUCUUGAUGUUUUGGAUAUUGCUCUUUCAUUAAAAUAAAAGGGUCCUUUUAUAGAAACAUUAGUAAGAUUUCUUCUUAUUUACAGGAAUGAUUUAUCUUUCUAUAACAGUGUUACUGUGAAAUUAUUUGGAAGAUGGUUGUAGUGCUGUGUAAAUGAUAUGCCCCUUUCUGAGUGUGACUGCAGAAUCUCAUAGUGAUAAUCCAAUGUGAUGGAUGAUUCAAUAAAUGUCAAUAAAGAUAUUAAUUUACUGAA
Exaiptasia diaphana is the source of this 1936-nucleotide messenger RNA. Its product is annotated as BRO1 domain-containing protein BROX. Lineage: Eukaryota; Metazoa; Cnidaria; Anthozoa; Actiniaria; Aiptasiidae. Bases 33 to 1274 code for a protein of 413 amino acids. The transcript has 11 exons. The record is from RefSeq and is a predicted model, not a curated record.